Molecule: messenger RNA, 933 nt
Organism: Diplodia corticola
Lineage: Eukaryota; Fungi; Ascomycota; Dothideomycetes; Botryosphaeriales; Botryosphaeriaceae
Product: nuclear pore protein
Exons: 2
Coding region: 1-933 (310 amino acids)
Source: RefSeq, a predicted model, not a curated record
AUGCUGUCACCCAACAGUGGAUUCAGAGAAGCAACACUGGUGGGAAGUGACCGCCCCAUUCCGUUCCCAGACGAUGAUCCGGAUGCACUCGCUGUCCUACUCAACAUCGCACAUAUGAAAUUCAGCCUUGUACCCAGGACCUUGGAGUUCGAAACGCUUCUUCACCUUGCGGAUUUGACCGAGAAGUACGACGCGAUCAACAUCCUCCGCCCGUGGAUCAAGGGAUGGAUUCAAGCCGCCGAGCACUUGGCCGAGAGACCUGGCUAUGAGGAGUGGCUCUUCAUUGCAUGGGCCUUUGGAGAAGUACAAAUAUUCGACAAACUGUCGACUCGCUUGGUCUGGCAAGUCCGCAUCAACGAGCUCGGCCAAUGCGUGGGACCCAGCGGGAGAAUUCUCGACCGGUCGAGCGAUGAUAUUGAUGCAUUGUUCCCGCCAGGAAUCAUCGAAAGUAUUCUGGAACACAGGUUUGGCACAAUCGAGUACGUGGUUGUCCAUAUCCAGACCCGUAUACAUACAUACCUUCACGGCAAACGGACGGGAGUCUAUCUCUGCAAAAUGGCCCACACGUUACCUAGGCAGGAGGCGGAAGCCUGCGAUGCACUAUGCUACGGAAGUCUCGUGUACGCCUUAUAUACGCUUGGGCUUAGUCCAGGGUUCGAAAGACCACAGGACACCAAAUUCAGCGCCCAGCAUUUGAAGGACAUCAUGAGUACAUGGAUAGCCCCGGCUCUAGGCUAUACCCCAGGGCCAGGGGGAAUGCUCGCACUGCAUCAUUCCAGCUGCUCAGUAAAAACUCUCUUUGACGAAGUAACAGAAUACGUGAGCGGCAUUGCAUCCCCCGGUCUAAAGGCUCACUACGAUCACAUGGCGCGAAAGCGGAGUGGGCUUACUGAGGGACAACCACCUCGGAAAAAGAGGAAGCGUCGUCACUAA